Hyaloscypha bicolor E is the source of this 1519-nucleotide messenger RNA. RefSeq lists its product as uncharacterized. Bases 143 to 1279 code for a protein of 378 amino acids. Lineage: Eukaryota; Fungi; Ascomycota; Leotiomycetes; Helotiales; Hyaloscyphaceae. The transcript is spliced from 3 exons. The record is from RefSeq and is a predicted model, not a curated record.
GUCCAAAGGCUACACUUCCAUAUUCUGCACCAGACACAUUCUUAUUCUUCCCCUUCUCAAGAUCUUGCAGCACUCGAAGCAGAAUCCUGCACAUGAGUGGUCUUCUAACAUCUUCAGAUAACGCCCAUCCUCAAACGAAGAAAUGGCCACCCCUGAUAUAUAUGUCCAGCCUGGGACACCAAAUCCUUUAUUUGAAAAGAUCGUCAACUCCCCCCGACUCAACCCCUCGCCAAAGGAAACACAAGAAUCUUUGAAGCGCUCCUUUGCUAAGUACCUCGCCAGCGACAAUGUGUCACCCCCUGUGGGGAAGCUUUUUGAUCCGACCAAACAUCUCACGUUUGAGGAGCCAACAUAUAUCCACACCAUGGAGGAUAUCGGCUACCCCUCCAGCAACGGCGUUUCUCCUGUCGCUGUCUCCGAACCGUUCCGCCUGUUCAGCGAAGAUGCUGUCAACAUCAUGAGAAGCGAGAUCCUCGACCCCGAAGUUCAAGAGAAAUACAGCUAUACAUCGGACAUCGCUCCCAAGCAAAUUCGCGGCUAUGCACCAAAGCAUGCCAAAUUUAUAUUCGAGGCUUGGAAGCAUCCAGAAACCCUGUCAAUCAUAUCCAAGAUCGCUGGGGUCGAGCUGGUCCCUGUUAUGGAUUAUGAAAUUGGACACAUCAACAUGUCUGUUCCUGGAAAGAAGCAACAAUACGAUAAGGAAGUUUUGAUUUCAGAAGAGGACGAGGAAGCCAUCGUCGGGUGGCACAGAGAUAGUUAUCCUUUCGUCUGCGUGUUAAUGAUGAGCGAUACCACUGGUAUGAUCGGAGGUGAGACAGCUUUGAGAACAGGCACUGGCGAGAUCAAGAAAGUUCGUGGUCCGCAGAAAGGAUGCGCCGUCGUCCUUCAAGGUCGUUAUAUAGACCACCAAGCCCUUCGAGCCUUCGGCGGUCAAGAACGCAUCACCAUGGUCACUUCUUUCAGGCCACGUUCACCCCGUGUUCGGGAUGAUACAGUCCUGAACACUGUCCGUCCAAUUUCAAACCUGUCCGAUUUGUAUGGCCAGGCAGUUGAAUAUCAACUCGAGAACGCAGAGUCUCGCAUAAGGCACAUGCUCAGAAACAUCCGCGAGUCGAUGAAGGCUGGAGCUACGGAUGUUCGGUCCAUCAAGUCUUUCCUCGACUUCGAGAUCAAGACCCUUUCUCAUCUCAAUAAAGAGAUUGUCGAGGAGUCCAUGGUUAAGAAAGGAUGUGUGGGCGAAGCGUGUGUGGAGGCCAACAAACGCAAGAAAAUCGAGUAACUGAAGUGAUGAUGCGAGGGCCAGGCAUCGCCAAGCUUGGAUGCUCACGAAUCUUUUUUGGCGUUGACUCAUGUUAUUUGUCUUGCCAAGUAUGCUUUGGCCUUUCGAGUACUCAUGAACUUUAGAGUUUGCUUUUAACUUUUACUAGUAAUCGCGUUUGGACUUUCUUGCUCUGUUCUGACUUAGCGACUGAGCGGAGAUUUUGCACUUGCGGUCUGAUCAAUUUGAAUUUAACUUGCC